Scatophagus argus is the source of this 898-nucleotide messenger RNA. It is a transcript of the gene c3h1orf74, whose product is annotated as chromosome 3 C1orf74 homolog. The transcript has a single exon. NCBI's taxonomy places the organism in Eukaryota, Metazoa, Chordata, Actinopteri, Scatophagidae. The record is from RefSeq and is a predicted model, not a curated record. Bases 34 to 852 code for a protein of 272 amino acids.
AAGUUUAUUAUUUUGGUACAUUUUUCCAUUUGAAUGGUGUGUCACGUGAUUUCUACAGCUAUGUCCACUGAGGAGCUCUUUGUUGCUGCAGCUCGUAAAUGUCUGUCCGCUGGCAGAAAAUCUCUUUCUGUCCCUCAGAGUCUGGACUUGGCUAUUCAGGUCUUGGCUGUUGAUUUGGGACUGAAACCAGCUUUGUUGUACGAUACCAACAGUGCCAGCGCAGACCAGGUGCAGCAGUACUUGAGCUCCUUACAGUCUUCCCAGCUUGUGUCUAAGUCACUUCUCACACUGGAUUUAAAUGGAAACUCUCUUAUUGUUAAUCCAGUUGCUGUCAGACCAAACGUAGAACAGCUGUUGCAUCGCAGCAACGUGGCCGUGAUUGAUGUCUGCCACUCACUGGACAGGCCCGCCAUCACUGACCCACUCAGAGGAGAGCUAAAGAGCACGACACGAGAUUUACUCCUCCUCCUGGGAGAGUUCGAACAACUGAAGGAAGCUGAGAAACCUCAUUAUGUAGGAGAGAAGUCAGAGCAAUGGAACAUGUGCACAGUGUUUGGCCUUUUACUGGGUUACCCCGUCACUUACUGGUUUGAUCAGACUAAGAGCUUUGAAAACUGUCUGUCUAUGACUCCCCUGGUGGUGACUACAGCUUCAGUGACAUGGCAGGCAGACUCCGCAAGUCACAAAUGCUGUCUGUACUCCUUCAGCGUCCCAGCUGUUCUGCUUCAAGAGAUUCAGCCCAACCUGGAAAACUGGAGACUUUGUUUACACAAAAGAUUUCAGGGGCAAAAUGUCCUUAAGGAUCUUGCGGUUUGUCAGUCCACAGUCACUCUGCCUUCUGUUUGUUUGUGAUGCGAGCCAUAAGUUUGUCUUUACAAUAAACUUAUCUUAUACAUGA